This is a messenger RNA of Polypterus senegalus (gray bichir), 1838 nucleotides long. RefSeq lists its product as uncharacterized. Gene Ontology annotation, cellular component: late endosome; trans-Golgi network; lysosome. Bases 468 to 1121 code for a protein of 217 amino acids. Gene Ontology annotation, biological process: endosome to lysosome transport; phagosome-lysosome fusion. Lineage: Eukaryota; Metazoa; Chordata; Cladistia; Polypteriformes; Polypteridae. Gene Ontology annotation, molecular function: GTPase activity; GTP binding. The transcript is spliced from 3 exons. The record is from RefSeq and is a predicted model, not a curated record.
AGUCUAAGGGGUGGGGGUAUGACUGAAUGCUGCGAAGCUCCAGCUGACCAGAAUAAAUGUCGUGGCAAGUGGAGAAAAUAGUUGAAAAGACGAUGCAUAAGAGUUGUGACAAAUCACGAGUUGCUACAUGAGGAGUAUGAAAAAAGCAACAGACAUCUGACAGCAGAGUUAACAUGGCAGCCUGCUAGGAAACGUUUGCCGUUAAAAGACGAAAGCCUAAGGACCGACAACUGAAGCGAUGCAGAGUGACAGGAGCGAAUAGAGCUUUCAAAUAGAUUGGUAUCCGAAUCCCAUUUUAUUUUACGGAGAAAAGAGUGCAUCAGGAGCAAAGAAGUCAACGUCUGUUCACUCGAAGAUGCUGUCCAUUGAAUUCUGAGCACAGACGCGGUUGCGUUCUCCUUCUUCUCCUUUUUUCCCUUGCUUAUCUGGAAGAAUUCAUCCUCGCAAUUGCAACAUUAUCAGCAGUGAUGCAGCCACCGCCACCACAGCAGAGGGAGUAUUUGUUCAAGGUGUUAGUGAUUGGAGACCUAGGAGUGGGCAAGACCUCGUUCAUCAAGCGCUACGUCCACAAGAUCUUCUCCCAGCAUUACCGUGCCACUAUAGGGGUGGACUUUGCCUUGCAGGUCCUUAGCUGGGACGAGAAUACAGUCAUCCGGCUACAGCUCUGGGAUAUUGCGGGUCAAGAGCGCUAUGGAAACAUGACUCGGGUCUAUUACAGAGAGGCCGUUGGAGCUUUUAUUGUGUUUGAUGUAACAAGAGCAUCAACGUUUGAAGCUGUUCUCAAAUGGAAAGCUGAUCUUGACUCCAAAGUGACCCUUUCCAAUGGAAAACCUGUGCCUGCUGUCCUGUUGGCUAACAAAGCCGAUCAAGCUCGAGAAGGUCUGAUCCCCCAGCUGCCCAGACUAGAACCCUUCUGUAAAGAACAUGGCUUUGUUGGCUGCUUUGAAACCUCUGCCAAGGAGAAUACCAACAUUGAAGAAGCGGCCCACUGUCUGGUUGAAAAUAUUCUCGCCCAAGAUGACGGUAUGGCAGCAGAGAUGGAUCCUGAUGUCAUUCUGCCAGGUCUCAACAACAAUGCUAAAGACAGUGGCAGCAACUGUGCCAUCUGCUUCAAGUUCUGACAAGGACUUAAUAAAAAUGGCAAAUUUUUUGGAUGAAGAACCAAUCACUGAUGUUCUGAUGGCCCUGGUCUGUUUAUUGCUCUUUGAAGUCACAAGCCUGAAACCCACUAUACUAGGCAGUCACCAGAGAGUGAGGAGGUCAAGCCGUGUGGUUCAGGGCCUGUACCUUCAGGAGAGUUGCUCACACUGAUAAUGUCAAAGCAUCAGCAGGGAGAGGACUGAGAAUGAGGAAGCCCCAUCAUCCUGGAAUUGACUGUUAGGCUGAUGGAUUUUCUUAGGUUUGAUUUCUGUCCAAAUGAGCGGAGAAGUGAUGCCAAAGAACACGGGUGGUGUGGGGUUUGUUCUGGGUGUCCAAGUGUCGUUUGCUUUCAGUUUUGAGUGGCUGUGUUUCUUCAUGAGAACUGCGCCAGCCUGUGAGCCUCAUCCUUGCUCACGUCCAUGACUGAUUCAGAUCAGUGGUGUUUUGAGGUCUACGCCCUUACAAGUGCCACGUCCACAGUGUGCCUGCCACUCUGUACACGUUUUGCAUUUUCUCUUUGCCUUCAGUCGCUUUACCGCUGUUGUCCCCGGCCACCAGAUAUCGGGAGGACUCAUCUCCUGCUUCACCUCCGAGCUCUGACUGCCACAUUUUAGACUACCUCUUUAUAUGAUCUGCAGACUAAGCUGCAUAUUUGUCACAGUAUUUUGGGAAUUAAAACCAGUGAAAGGUCUCUUGUG